Molecule: messenger RNA, 2466 nt
Organism: Aethina tumida (small hive beetle)
Lineage: Eukaryota; Metazoa; Arthropoda; Insecta; Coleoptera; Nitidulidae
Product: E3 ubiquitin-protein ligase UHRF1-like
Exons: 10
Coding region: 95-2329 (744 amino acids)
Biological process (GO): protein ubiquitination; negative regulation of gene expression via chromosomal CpG island methylation
Molecular function (GO): protein binding; ubiquitin protein ligase activity
Source: RefSeq, a predicted model, not a curated record
GGCCAAGUUUCCCGCCUCUUCAGUUUAUUUACGUUCGCAUAACCGUUAAAUCCAAUCCGACUUUAUUUGGGUUUUAUGUUGUUAUCAGCAAAAAAUGUAUAUUAAAAUAAGAAAGUUGGGUGCCCCACAAGGAGAAAAGGACACGAUCAUCAAUAUUUCUAAAAUGGGCCUCAUUCAAGAACUGAGAGAAUUAAUUUUUAAGGAAACCAAUGUUGAAAUCGACCACCAGUUGCUUCUGUACAAAGGAAAACAGCUUAUAAACGAUCACAAGGUGGUGGACUAUGAUAUUCAAUUAAAUGAUGUUAUUCAACUUAUUGUACGGAAGCCACAACAGUCUGAAAAAAAUUCAGAUAAAAAUAAAACAGAGGGGGAUACAAAGGAAAAUAAACCAGAGAAAAAACUUGUUGAAGCUGAAAGUAAAUUUUAUAAACGUGGUGAUAUAAUCGACGUGGUUAUUGACAGUAACAAUGGCGCUUGGUACGAGGCCAUAAUUGAUAAAAUAUUGAAGCCUGAAGAUUGUGACUGCACUGAGGAUGAAAGUCAAUUAAUUUUUAAAGUAAAAAGUGAUGAAAAUAUUGUUAUACCAUUUAAUUUAGAAGUCUCUAUUGAUGAAAUUAGGCCAAGAAGUUUUUAUACAUAUAAAAUUACAGAAUUGAAGGAAGGAAUGAUUGUUUUGGCAAAUUAUAAUAUUGAAGAUACAAAAACAAGGGGUGCUUGGUUUGACUUUAAAAUCGCGUCUGCGGCAAUGCGAAAUGUAAAAGGGACCCUUUUGGUUGGAAAAGAUAAAACACCCCUUGAAGAUUGUACAUUAAAAUUCACAGAUGAAAUAAUGAGAAUAGAACCUAGGACAUUAAUUAGUGAAAGGACUCAAAGGGGUCAAAAAAAACCUCCAUUUAGAAAAUAUCCAUAUUAUUGUGAUAAAUGCAAAGAUGUUAAAACAAGAAAGUGCAGGGAUUGUGGAUGUAAGAUUUGUGCUGGGAAAGACAACAUUGAUACUUUAAUAUUAUGUGACGAAUGUGAUUAUGGAUUUCACACAACUUGUUUAGAUCCUCCAUUAGACAAAGUACCUGAUGAAGAAGAAUGGUAUUGCCCAGAUUGUAAAACUGAUGAUAGUGAAAUAGUUAAGGCUGGCGAGAAGUUAAAGAUCAGUAACAAGAAAAAGAAAAUGGCAAGCAGUAAAAAUGAUUCAAAACGUGAUUGGGGAAAAGGAAUGGCUUGUGUAGGCAGGACCAAAGAAUGCACUAUUGUUCCAAAGGAUCAUUAUGGACAAGUUCCUGGUGUUGAAGUUGGAACCUGUUGGAAAUUUAGAUUACAGGUCUCUGAAGCUGGAAUUCACCGACCUCACGUGGCUGGAAUACAUGGUCGUGAGACAGACGGUGCCUACAGCCUAGUUUUAAGCGGGGGAUACGAAGACGACAUCGACAACGGGGAGGAAUUCUUUUACACCGGUUCUGGAGGUCGAGAUCUUUCCGGCAAUAAGAGAGUAAACGACCAAAGUUGCGAUCAAAAACUGACAAGAAUGAACAAGGCUCUGGCAAUGAACUGUCAUGCAAAAUUCAACGACAAGGAUGGAGCGGAAGCGGUCGACUGGAAAGCCGGGAAACCCGUAAGAGUUGUCAGAAAUUAUAAACUGGGUAAGCAUUCAAAGUAUGCUCCAAAGGACGGUAACAGAUAUGACGGUGUAUACAAAGUUGUUAAAUAUUAUCCUGAGAAAGGAAAAUCAGGUUUUAUUGUAUGGCGAUAUCUUUUGAGACGAGAUGAUCCCACACCGGCGCCAUGGGAAGAAGGCGGUCAAGAGUUUGAUAUGAUUUAUCCCCCUGGUUAUUUGGAAGCACAGGAAGUUGAGAGUAAAAAAGAAAACGGAAACAAAUCUAACAAAAAGUCACCAACAAAGGGUACAAAAAGGAAAGCCACUCAAGAAAGUGGGCUUAAACAAUUAACAGAUUUUUUCAAUUGUACACCAAAAAAAGCAAAAGUGGCGCAGUACAAACUGACUACAGAAGUUGAGGAAUUGAUUGAAAAAGAUGAAUUAAACGAAAAGCUUUGGGAGGAAUGCAAGACUUAUAUUAAAGAUGGAAAACUGAAAUUUUUGGAAAAGGUUGAAGAAAUAUUUAUGUGCAUUUGUUGUCAGGAAGUUGCAUAUCUUCCAGUCACAACAGAAUGCAAACACAACAUCUGCAAAUCGUGUUUGAAACGAUCUUUUUCUGCAAAAAUUUACACAUGUCCUUACUGCAGGUUUGACUUGGGGGAGAAAUAUAUUAUAAAGGUGAAUGAAACAUUAAGUGAUACCUUGAAGUUAUUAUUCCCUGGAUAUGAAGCUACAAGAUGAUAAUGUAAUUUUUAAUUUUUUGUUUUAUUGUUUUUUAGUUGUAAUUGUAAUCGUAAUUUUUAUUAAUUGAUUCACGAAAUCGUUCUUUAUUGAAUUCUAUUGUGUGCAUAUAAAUCUAAUAAAUCAUGUUUACUUAA